ACUCCAAGCCACCUAAAGUCCCUGGCUGGGAGCUGUGUUCCCCUCCUCCACUCUGUCUCCCCCGCCCCCCCGGAUGUCCACCAUGGAGAGCAAGGAUGAGAUCAGCGACACAGACAGCGGCAUCAUUCUGCAGUCUGGCCCCGACAGCCCAAUUUCCCCAAUGAAGGAGCUGACCCAUGCUAUGCGGAAGCAGCAGAGAGCGCUGGAGGAACGUCUGGAGUUAUGUCUGGAGGAGUUAAAGAAACUCUGUCUUCGAGAAGCGGAGCUGACAGGCACACUGCCACAGGAGUAUCCCCUCAAACCAGGAGAAAAGGCCCCCAAAGUUCGCCGAAGGAUCGGAGCAGCUUACAAACUGGACGAACAGACUUUCCGAAGAGAGGACCCUCUGAGCAGCCUGGAGCAGGAGCUGGCGCUGCAGCUGCAGAUUGCAGAGGCGGCCCGUCGUCUCUACAAAGAGGAAAACCUCACCAAGCAGAUCCGAAGGCGGAGGAAGCAUGCGGUGCUGCAAGAGGAGAAGAAGCUCCGGGAGCUGGAAAACAGCCUCAGCCAACGGAGGCUGAGUAGUGGAUGUGUGGCCCUUUCUCCUGCCACCAUGCUCAGGGGAGAGCUGAGCGCUUCUGAUGACAGCUCCCUGUCUGAUGCAGUGCUGUUGGAAGAAGAAGAAGCCCAGUUGCCAAAACCUGUUCCAGAGUCCCCGGCACCACCUACCAGGUCACUCCCGCCCCAGCGACUGGAGGGGCUGAAGCCAGCAGAGCCUGAGGCUGGGGGUCCAGAGCGCUCUCCAAUCCAGAACAGCCCCUGGAAAGAAACUAGCCUGGAUCAUCCCUAUGAGAAACCCAAGAAAUCUCCCUCAGAACUCGAUAGCGAGUCCAGCAGCCCAGCCACGACACCCCAGGAUGGGCCAAGCUCCAUCAGCCCCUGGUUGCUCGAAGCACCUACAUAUGUGGUCCCACUCCGAAACAUUCCUGGACAAGUUCAAGGCCGGGCGAGUGCCCCAGCUACCCCAGAGAUUCAGGGGAGACGGGGCCAAGCUCAGUCUCUAAGGGUAGAUUCUUUCCGAGUGUGCCCGGAAGGCCGUGGCCGAAGUGCUAUCCCUCGCCGGCGUCCCACACACUAUACAGUGACUGUGCCUGACUCCUGCUUCCCUUCAGCAAAACACCCCCUACCCCACCCUGCCUACCACUCCGGCUCUGAAGACAGCAGCUCUGAUGUCUCCAGCAUUUCUCAUGCCACCUCUCCGGGCAGUAGUAGCCCAGACAUCUUCUUGCGGCCCAUGUCCCCAUCUGACCAGCUCUGCUCCCGGAGAACCUGGGUCUCUGCUGAUGGACGUGAGCUGGCAGCUUAUUACCCGAAGCUGCUGCUCCCAUCUGGAUAUUUCCCGGCAGGGAGGUAUGUAAUGGUGUCCGACAGGCAACAAAUGCCUGCUGGAUGGGAGCUUUGCCAUCUGGGAUCUGGCACCGUCUAUGAUGAAGAUGGAGCCCCUCUGCGUUACCAACGACUAGUACCCUCUCACAGCCGGAUUGUAAGGACACCUUCCUUGAAGGACAGCCCUGCAGGCCGAGGACUCAGCAAGGCAGCUGUAUCAGAGGAACUCAAGUGGUGGCAUGAGCGGGCACGGUUACGGAGUGCCCGUCCACAUUCACUAGACCGGCAGGGGGCCUUCCGAAUGAGGAGCCUCCCUCCAGGCAGAGAGUCCUUUGGGAGAGUCAUGGGGAGAACACAGAUGCCCAUGGUCCAUGUGCUGAGGAGGACAUCGGAUGGAACCCCUAUGCAAGUCUAUGUGCCAGAGAAAGGAGAGAUCAUCAGCCAAGUGUAG
This is a messenger RNA of Trichosurus vulpecula (common brushtail), 1816 nucleotides long. RefSeq names its product innate immunity activator (gene INAVA). Gene Ontology annotation, biological process: positive regulation of protein ubiquitination; adherens junction maintenance. Lineage: Eukaryota; Metazoa; Chordata; Mammalia; Diprotodontia; Phalangeridae. The transcript is spliced from 9 exons. The coding region runs from base 74 to 1816 and encodes 580 amino acids. The record is from RefSeq and is a predicted model, not a curated record.